Molecule: messenger RNA, 1053 nt
Organism: Westerdykella ornata
Lineage: Eukaryota; Fungi; Ascomycota; Dothideomycetes; Pleosporales; Sporormiaceae
Product: t-SNARE
Exons: 3
Coding region: 1-1053 (350 amino acids)
Biological process (GO): intracellular protein transport; vesicle fusion; exocytosis
Cellular component (GO): plasma membrane; SNARE complex; endomembrane system
Molecular function (GO): SNAP receptor activity; SNARE binding
Source: RefSeq, a predicted model, not a curated record
AUGUCGUCCAGAGGAUACCAGCAAUAUGAGGGUAACCCUUACGGCCAAGCCGAAGCGGGCUACGGACAGAGCAAUCCAUAUGGCGGAGAGGCUCUGAAUGCGCCGAGUGGUUACGGAGCUUCGAAUCCGUACGGCGGUGGCCCAGAUAUCCAUGGCGAGCAGUCCUCAAACCCAUACGGCGGAUCCACCAACUACUCGCAGUCGUCCCAGUAUUCCGCGCCCCAGGAACCUAUGCAAACCGCGCCUCCUACGAAUCUCACCGGCGCACCUCUUCCCCUACAAGACUUCCUCGGCCGCAUCGAUGGCGUCAAGCGCCGCAUAGGGCACCUCAGCUCCAGCAUCCAGGAGAUCGCAAGUGUCCACCAGAGACUAUUGUCAUCAACGGAUGCACAAGCGUCUAGCCAACUUGAAGCUCUUAUAACAGACACCCAAGUGCGCAACACGCAGAUCAAAGACGAGAUCAAGUUCCUGGAGCGCGAUGCUGCACGGGAUCCGUCGAAUAGCUCGAAGCGAUCGCAGAUUGAGGCCGUGAAGCGCUCCUUCAAGAGCCAGCUAGACGACUUCUACGCGGAAGAAUCGAGCUAUUCGAAGCGCUACCGUGAGGCGAUUGCGAGGCAGUACCGCAUCGUGAACCCUGAAGCAACGGAGGAGGAAGUCCAGGAGGCGGCGAAUGCUGACUGGGGCGAGGAAGGCAUCUUCACGCAAGCUCUCAAGACCAACCGCACAGGGCAAGCCGCCAGCGUCCUCGGCGCCGUCCGCGCCCGCCACAACGACAUCCAGCGCAUCGAGAAGACGAUGGCGGAGCUGUCCCUCCUCUUCCAACAACUCGACGAACAAGUCGUCUACCAGCAGACGGCCGUCGACCAAACCGAGGAAAUGACGCAUCAAGUCGUCGACGACAACAAGGCGGCGCAUGAGCAGCUCGAUCGCGGGAUCCAGCACGCAAGACGCGCGCGCAAGCUCAAGUGGUGGAUGCUGAUCAUCGUCGUGUUGAUUAUUUGUAUCUUGGCGCUGGUUUUGGGACUGGUGUUUGGGUUGAAGAAUAAUGGGUAG